Messenger RNA from Lottia gigantea (owl limpet), 2278 nucleotides. RefSeq lists its product as hypothetical. NCBI's taxonomy places the organism in Eukaryota, Metazoa, Mollusca, Gastropoda, Lottiidae. The record is from RefSeq and is a predicted model, not a curated record. The transcript has 14 exons. Gene Ontology annotation, cellular component: kinetochore. The coding region runs from base 81 to 1724 and encodes 547 amino acids. Gene Ontology annotation, biological process: traversing start control point of mitotic cell cycle; regulation of protein ubiquitination; protein localization to kinetochore.
UUACAUUUUAUUUUAUUUUUUGAUCGUAAAAAUAGGUCUACUCGAUUUUGAUUUAGUUUAGAAUAUAACACUUAAAUAAUAUGAAGUACACAAUUAUCUUUCCUUUUGAUGAUACAGAGAGUAGAACUUUGAUUGAAGAUUUCUUAAAAAGAUGUCAUCUAGAAUCAACAUUUCAUUUUAUAGCUUCAGACCAGACAUAUGACAAGUGUUAUUCAAGGAAAAUUGAUCAUAUUGAAUGGAUGAAUAAAGAUGGAUGGAAUGAAUUCAUAUCUGAAGUCAAUCAGGAUAACUUUAACACAAAUUUAUCAGAAGAGUUACAUGUUUUAUCUGAUAGUUUAUUAUAUACAGGUGAACCUAUCAAGUUGUAUAGUAUUUUACCAGAUGACUUAAGUGAAAACAGUUUAGAGUUGUAUGGAGGAUUUUAUAGAAUGAAGAAAUGGCAUAAUAUAGAUUUGACUUUUAUAACAACUAGUGAUAGUUUAUCACAGUCUGUUCUAGAGCUUACUGAGUUUCUAUCAACUGAUAUUGUCGAUGAAUUCAAGUAUGAUGUCCUAGAUCAUCAAACGUUAUGGAUGGGAAAAAUAUCAGUCUUAGACAAAGUGGAUGAUAAAGGCUACCAGUUUCCAGGAUUUAGAUUAUCCAGUAAUGAUAUUAAGAAGUUGAAAUGUAGAUAUAAUAAUAAAGAUAUACAGUAUGGUAGAAUGAUAGAGAUAUUAGAUGUUGUUGACAUGUCUACAGUUCCAACUUUUCUUAUGACAAAUAUUACGCUUCAACUAGAGGUAGUAAAAGACUGUAAAGAAUCAAGAAUAUUUAUAGAAGAUUUUAAUUCUAGUAAUAGGGAGGAAGUAUAUAUUGGUAGACUGGCAACUUAUAAUACUAAAAAUAUACCAACUUGUGGUCUGACUAAUCACCUAAAAACAUCAGCAUGGAAAGAUAAGAUUAUGACAGAUAUUUCAUGCAUUCAAGAACCAGAUGAAGAAAUAUUGCCAAGUUUACAAUAUCUACAUUUUAUUAUAACAUCUGAUAGAUGUAGUGAUAUAUUAAUGUUAACAAUAUUAAAAUCACCAGGAGAUAUUAACAGUAAUAUUAUUAAUAUCCUAGAAACUGUGGUAGAUAUUAAUGAAGAUACAACUGAUAAUAUAUGUGAUAAUAAAGUUGUAUCUAGUUUACCAUGUAUCGAUACAUUAAAUCUUACAUUAUUACAUGAUCAUCUCAAUCAGUUACAGUGCAGUUUAUUAAAAGACUGGAUUGACGAACAGAAGAAGAAGAAUUUAAAUACAACUAUUGAUAAGAAACAACUACAAGUUUUUCUAGAUAAAACUCAACAUCUAUUUCUACAAUCUAUAUUUGAUAAUUAUAAUGAAGAUGAUCAUGAUAAAGAAAUUUCAGAAGAGGAUACAGAAGUAGAAAGCAUAGACCCUUCAAAAUGGCCAGAAAGACUAGCCUUACAAUAUGAAGAAUCAAAACAGAAAACCAUGAAGCGAUAUCGUUCUACUGAUAGUAUUCCAUUAUCAUCUCCUUUUUAUUCUUGUCCUCAAGAAAGUAGUGCAUCAUUAGAUGCCAUAGAGUUUCUGAGAUUUUUUCAACCUGAUGGUUCUGCCUUAAAUCCUAAUUUAUCACCAGUUAGAAAAAAGCCUAAUGGUAGAAUUAUUAGAAGAUUAUCAAGUCAUGAGAGUCUUACUAGUUGGCCUGAGAGUAGAUCAGUUAAAUAUCAUGAUAUCUAGUAAGUUAAUUAUCAAUAUUAUUCAAGAUGUAAUUUAUAUACUAACAUACAACAUGUUGAGGUAUAUUGAUGUCACCCCAGUCUAAUGGUUUGUGGUGAGAUGUUCUUUUUUCAUUGUGUGUUUAUUGUGGUAUUGCUUUUAGUUUAGCUAAAGGAAAUUAGCUUGUAGAAAUGUGAACCUGAUACAUAUUUCUUCUGUAUUGUAACCUGUCCAUUCUUCAAUAUUUCUUUUUAUAUGGGAAUUAGAGACUUCUCUGUGAAAAAUAUUGUUUAAUACCUACCUGUGUGAUAAAAACACAUACAAUAGCCACUGACUUAUUCUUCAAGAUAUAUCUGAGUAGUAAGGAAUAAAAUGAGUACAAAAAGGCCAAAAGUGAAUGAUUAAACACUUUUGUAUUUAUCCCAUAGAAAAAUUUUUUCACAAUUUAAUUAUGUGUCUCUUAACUACAAAUGAUAUGAGGUACUUUGUAGCUUUAGAAAUGAUUUUGUAUGAAAUUUUGUGAUCCACUAGGUAUUUAACCUUUAAAUGAAAUUUAAAAUUGGGGAGACUAGUUU